GAGAGGAGACAGCAGUCGUGGAGCGAAAGAGAAUGGCCGUCUCCAAUGGUGUCGCAAUGCCGGGCGCUCUCGUGAGUCCUAGGCUUCGCCCUUUUGUUGUGGCUUUUCUUCUCCUGCAGGAGUGUGUCCAGCUCUCGUGUUGCGGCUCAAGACUGGCGUUCCUUCCUGGAUUCGAAGGGCCUCUUCCGUUUCAUCUUGAAACUGGGUAUGUGGCUGUGGGUGAAUCAGAGGAAAUUCAACUCUUCUACUACUUUGCGGAAUCGGAGAGAAAUUCUAAGGAAGAUGCUCUCUUUCUUUGGCUAACCGGCGGUCCAGGUUGCUCCGCUUUGUCCGGUCUCAUCUAUGAAAUCGGUCCGCUAAAUUUCAAUAUAAAGGCGUAUGACAGGAGCUUGCCGGAGUUCGUUCUCAAUCCAUAUUCAUGGACAAAAGCAUCCAGCAUUAUAUUUGUCGAUUCGCCUGUUGGGACUGGAUUCUCGUAUGCAGAAAACCCGCUUGCUUAUGAGACUGGAGAUUUCAGACAAGUGCAACAUCUCCAUCAGUUCUUGAGGAGGUGGUUGAUUAGUCAUCCUGAGUUCAUCUCAAAUCCCGUUUACAUUGGCGGAGACUCGUAUUCGGGAUUAACCCUCCCAAUCCUUGUUCAAGAGAUUAUGGAUGGAAACGAUGAAGGCAAAAGUCCAGCUAUAAACAUCCAGGGUUACGUACUCGGUAAUCCGUUGACCGACCCAGCUUUUGACCAAAAUGCGCCAGUACUGUUUGCUCAUGGAAUGGGGCUCAUCUCGGACGAGCUCUACGAGUCACUGAAGAGGACUUGUAAAGGGCAUUAUCAAUUUUCCGAGUCCAGUGAUGCGGAUUGUAUGAACGAUCUUAUGGCUUUCCAUCAGUGCACUUCAGGACUUCAAACCGCCCAAAUCCUGGAACCUCUGUGUGGAUAUGCAUCGAUGAAGCCUGGGGAGAUGUUCGGAGACAGGAGAUCUCUUCUUGAGAAUUUCUUCCUUGUUCGUGAACCCAUCGAUCUCGAUUUAGGCUGUCGGACUUAUGGAUACAGGCUUUCUUAUAGUUGGACCAAUGACGACAAUGUCCGGGAGGCUCUUCACAUAAGAAAGGGGAGCAUUGGGGACUGGCAAAGGUGCAACAAUGAGUUGAACUAUACAAAUGACAUUUCGAGCACUCUGCAAUACCACGCAAAGCUCAGUGCAAGAGGCUGUCGUUCUCUAAUUUACAGCAUGGAUAAGAUCGCUGAACUAUUCCAUCAUCGACAACUGGCGAUCAUGGAUGGUCCGAGGUCAAGUUGCUGGUUACACGAGGACUUACUCGAAUGGAAUGACAUUCGCAACUGUUAAGGCAAGAACGCUGACGCACUCUUUAGUUUCUAAGCUGAGUCGUGAUAGAACUGAAUGCUUGCUAUACUUGGGUUAAUCUGCAGGGUGGAGGGCACACAGCUCCUGAGUAUAAGCCUGAAGAAUGUUUUGCUAUGUUUGAAAGGUGGAUAUCGCGGGAGCCACUCUAGAGGACUCGAGCCCGAACGCGAACAGCUUUCACAGUCAUCAUUGGCCCUCCUUUCCCUUUACAGAGCUCAUUGCCUACGCAACUAGGAGAAAACAGCAUUAACUUAGUCAUUUAAAAGCAUCUGCGAAAAGUAUUCAUCCAUGCUUACUGGCUUCUAGACUGGGCACCAAAUUAUAUUAUCGUCAUUUAUUGAUAGCA
Messenger RNA from Eucalyptus grandis, 1704 nucleotides. Its product is annotated as serine carboxypeptidase-like 2. The record is from RefSeq and is a predicted model, not a curated record. Gene Ontology annotation, molecular function: acyltransferase activity, transferring groups other than amino-acyl groups; serine-type carboxypeptidase activity. Gene Ontology annotation, biological process: proteolysis; secondary metabolic process. NCBI's taxonomy places the organism in Eukaryota, Viridiplantae, Streptophyta, Magnoliopsida, Myrtales, Myrtaceae. Bases 33 to 1340 code for a protein of 435 amino acids. The transcript is spliced from 13 exons.